Leguminivora glycinivorella is the source of this 3362-nucleotide messenger RNA. RefSeq names its product zinc finger CCHC domain-containing protein 8 homolog. Lineage: Eukaryota; Metazoa; Arthropoda; Insecta; Lepidoptera; Tortricidae. Gene Ontology annotation, cellular component: catalytic step 2 spliceosome. The transcript has 7 exons. The record is from RefSeq and is a predicted model, not a curated record. Bases 94 to 2322 code for a protein of 742 amino acids. Gene Ontology annotation, molecular function: RNA binding.
GGUUGUAUUUAUAAGGAAUUUCGUGUAUAUUUUCUUAUUUGAUUUGUUUAAAUUGGGUUUUUCUCGACGGUUUGAUGACCUAUCUUCACGACAAUGUCCAAAAGGAAGGCUGGAGUUAACGAUAUCAUUUAUGAAUUGGAUAAUGAUGACAUCGAACUAAGUAGCGAAGAUGAAGGUAAACAUCCUAAAAUUAACCGCCUUGAGCCAAAAAUCAGCUCACAACCCUCAAGCGACGAUGUUAUAAUUGAAGAAACUCCUGUAGAAUGUAUAGACAUCGACUGCUCUACCGAUACUAUUGAGGUAAAAUCAUCACCAACAAAAGCACAUAAUGGAGGGAAAAGUGCUAAUAUUAUUCAACUUGAAGACGACGACGAGCAAGUGGUGGUCGAAGAGGACGAUAUUAUUCAAAAGCAGAAGAGUAACACGUCUGAAUCGUCAUUAUUCAAUGAAGACAUUGUUGUUGAUUCUCCAGCAUCCAAUACAGACUUGGGUGUAGCGGGUUGUGAGAACCGGACACCUUUAUUCACAGUGCGCUUUAAAGAUAGCAGGACUGCUAAAGCUUAUAAGGAGGAAAUAAAAGCCUUUAUGUUAAAACUUAUUAAACUGCAUGAUUCUGAAGCUUUGGAGGGUUCGGAUGCGGAAACAGACUUGGAACUUGACAUUUGGCCUGAAGAUUUACAAGGGGCUGCUAGUGCACCUCAAACAGAGUCUCAAGAGGAGCCAGAAGAACAGGACAACUUCUUCUUUGUAGAUACUGACCCAUCUACACAGGAACCUGAUGAUAUACCAAGAUACAAACAGGCGUCUACUCUUAUUUGUAACGUACCAGCAAAAGAGCCUACACCCCCUCCAGUGCUUCGCCGAGGCCCAACAUGUUUUAACUGUGAUGGCGCACAUCCAUUACGAGAUUGUACAGUGCCAAGAGAUAAUGCUAGGAUUGCGGAAAAGAGAAAAAACAUGGUUAAAGUUGGCCGCUACCACGUAGAAGACGAACAGAAGUAUGGGCACCUAAUCCCUGGCCGAAUCUCCGGCAACCUUCGGCACGCGCUCGGCUUGAAACGGAGCGAGAUCCCACUCUACAUCUACCGGAUGAGGCUGCUAGGGUACCCGCCUGGCUGGCUUGAGGAGGCGCGGAUAUCACAUUCUGGGAUUACCAUGUUUGACUCUACGGGAAGCGCAAUAAGGGACCCAGAAGAAGAAGAGGGGGAGGUUUGCGAGCCGGGCUCCAAGGACAAGUUUGAUAUCAAGAAGAUACUUGACUUCCCUGGCUUCAACGUGACUGCCAGUUCGCGUUACCGUGAGGAAGCCCACCUAUACGGCUUGCCGCCCAUAUCGGAGCAGGAUAGCAAGAUCUCCAUGCUGCAGAUGCUAGCCCCUAACGCCAUGAAAGCGUACAAGAGGAAAAAGCUGACCUUCUUCCCGUCGGCUGACAAGGCGAAAGCUGACGGGCAGGCGGAGAUGGAGCUAGACAGUGGGGAUGAAGUCGCAGAGUUUCCAUCAGUACCACCUCUACCCGACGACGCGCCGCCUCCGCCGCCCCCUCCGCCCGACUGUCCCCCGCCGCCCCCCGAAUGCCCCCCGCCGCCCCCCGACACUGUCCCCCCGCCCCCCGCCAGCGUCCCCCCGGCGUCACACUCCCCGCCCCCUCCUCCCGAAUCUUCUCCGCCCCCCACCCCGCCCAAGUCCCCUGAGCCCGAGAAAGAGACUGACAAGUUGAAUGAGACGGACGACGUGGAGAUCGUGGCGGUGACCGAAGUGAAGGAUAUUCCUAUGCCGUUGGACGCCUCGCAUAUCACUAUUGAAGAUGAUUUGGACAAAACUGAACUAAGCAGCGGCCACAUCAGUCCCUCCCUCGAUGAUUUAGAAGAAAAAAAACAACUCUUGCUCAACGCCUUACAAACAGACGUCACUCUCCCGAACUCUCCCACCAUUUCCUUAGACGCAGAACCAAGCAAUAUACCGAGCGAGAUGGAUAUAGCUAGCGAAAGCGAAACAGAAAAGGAGGUCCCAAAUGCAGUACCCUUAAGGUUAGAAAUCGAUUCUAACCCAUCACCCUCAAGUAUAGAAAGUCCUAAUAGAACACCAAACGAAGCUAGAACACCCACUUUAGAUAGUAAAGGUGUUAAAACUACCGCCUACGGAACGCCAGUCUUAAAUAUCGCUUCUCCGUAUGUGAAGUUACCUAGUGACUCGAACUUUGCUAAAGACAUUUGUGACGUCAUUAAUUUUGAGAAUCUACCGAACUCGACGGGUAAGUAUAAGAAGAUAAGCAAUUUGUUGAAGAAGGUUAAGAGUGAAGUGGACAGGAUACAUGAUUCAUGAAGUUAAUGACUUUAUUAUGAUACUGGAUAGGUCGCUCCUCCUUCGUUGUAACCAUAACUGUCAUUUUACUUUAUAUUUUGAUUAAUCCACACUACUCUACCAAAACCUGACUGUUAGAUUUAUCAGAGUUUGCAAAAGACCUCAAUUUAGGGCCGGUUGCACCAAACCGACCGUUACAAACUUGAUUGUAUGGGAAUUUCCAUACACUUCUGCUGCGUCUGCUAAACUGUGGUUGAUGAAACUGGCCCUUAGUCUAUGAGUCAGAAAGAGAUUUUAUAUAUAUGAACUAUCAUUUGACUAGAUUUUAAUUGGGAUAAGCUGGCAACUAUACGUUUGAGUGGCUGUAGUUUUUCAGCGGAGCGACAGCUGACGUCCACGAGAGUUCAUUACACGUCAGCUUUAACCACUUUAGGAGUCUGAGAUGUUAAGAACAACGAAUUUUGCUUCCGGCCCGCAGUAUAAUGAAAUCCUAUACCUAUAUUGUAAUUCUGAAGGAUAUAAUGGGCGAUACUAUCCAGAGUUUAUAUAAAUAUUAGAUAGUAAACAGCGAUUAGGACGAAUUGUGUUCAUAAAAUAGUACAUGAUAGGUUAUUUUUAUUAUAACUAAAGCAGAUUAGGUUCAAAUGCAGUCAUCAAAUACCAUCCUACACCAAUAUCUAGACAGCGCGAAAUAAAAUGGGUGGUCAUGACAAUAAAUUUAUGAUUUUGACUACUUUUAUCCAGAAAAAUAAUAAUUUCAAAGAACAUUUUUCUGUACAGAAACCUGACUUUUUUCGUAACUUUCGUUAGCCGAAACCUUAGUCGGCCAUCACGGAAGAUACAGUUUACGUGUUUUAUAAAAGUUCGGUUAAUAAGUGAGAAUACAAACCUUUGGUCGAAACAUGAUUUUUACGCCGAAAACGAAACGUUGGUCCGACCAAGAGGGCGCUGUUAUUUUGAUGUAUGCGGUGACAGUAUAGUAUGAAAAAAAUAGUUCUAAUGAAAUUCCGCAACAUCGCGCGUAGUCAUAUCGUCACUACUUUAAAAAAAUUUCGUAUCUC